GCGGCUCCAGCCGCCAGCUUCCCCUUCGUGCUGUUCCGCGCUCCGCUCGGCUGAUGUGGAAGUAAACAUGUCUGUCACGGGAGGAGGACCGAGGGGCUUCUACUUCAACACCGUGCUGUCGCUGGCCCGCUCACUGGCAGCCCAUCACCCAGCACCAGAGGAGAAGGUCCAGAAGCUGCAAUGUAUGUGCCCUCUGGAGUCCCGCGGCGUCUUCACUCUGGAUGUGCGCCGCAGAGAUGCUGUCAUUGCCCUGGCUGUGUUUCUGGUGGAGUCUGGCCUGCAGCACAAAGACACACUUGUUCCAUACUUGCUGAGCCUGUUGCGAGGGUUGCCACGAGUCCAGUGGAUCGAAGAGAACUCGGGAAAGAAAGGAAAGGAUUCUCUUCCUGUAGCAGAAAACUUCAGCUUCUGCCUGGUGACUCUCCUGGCAGAUGUUGCUCAGAGAGACCCCGACUCCAGACAGGAGAUUCUGCAGUCAGUCAUGGAGGUCAUGCGGACGUUGCAGGGAAUGUGCCAGGCGCCUGAUAAUCAUGACAAAGGUAUUCAAACCGACAUCUGUGUGGAGAGAAAUGAUUUCAAAAAGCAUUUGUCUUCAGUUUACAUGUGCAGAUAUGUUGUACCGGGCCUCAUUGGUAUGACCCGAGCCUUCGGACGAUACAGCAACUUGGAUGAAGCUCUCCUGUCCAAGCUGUUCCCCAGAGAGUCUCCACAGGCUCGCUGUGUCACUGAGGAAACAGAGGGCAUACGCCGCAGGUCCUUCAAUGACUUCCGCUCAAUCUUGCCGUCUUCUCUUCUGACCGUGUGUCAGAACGACACGCUUCGGCGGCGACAUGGUGCCAACCUGGAUUCAUCUGGGCCCCUCUGCAGUGAUCCAGGGGGGCACUCGCCGUGUUCCCCAACCGGCCCACAUUACUUUGAAGGUGCUUACCUCCCUGACAGCAGCUCUGUUGAUCCCGACUACUACUUCUCCACAGUCAGCUCCAGUUUUUCAGUAUCUCCCCUCUUCAUCGACAUCGGCGAGAGCGAGGUGGAGAUGCCAGCGGAGCAGCUGUCUCAGCUCUUGGCCAUGGUCAAGAUAUUUGUUUCUGAUGCAUUUCUGAAAGGGCUGGACGCCACCUUGACUGAAGUGUCAGAUUCAAAUCCAGGGCUCCAGCUCUUCUACAAAAACUUCAGCGACACUCUCUACGUGUGUGUCUUCAAAAUGCUGCGGGACACUUUAUAUAACAUGAAAGCGCUGCAGCCGGCAUUUGUGCGGGAAGUGCACGAUUUCGUCCUGGAGCAGUUUAGCAGCAGUCAGUCAGAGCUGCAGCGGGUGCUUCAUGACACGGGAGGGUUGCCAGGGGAACAGAGCCCUCUCAAGCUGCGUUGCCAAGCCAACGCCGCGUGCGUGGACCUCAUGGUGUGGGCUGUUAAAGAUGAGCAAGGAGCCGAAAAUCUGUGCACCAAACUUUCGGAGAAGUUGCAGUCGAAAACCUCCAGUAAAGUCAUCAUUGCCCACAUGCCGCUGCUCAUUUGCUGCCUUCAGGGCCUGGGUCGCCUGUGUGAGAGGUUUCCAGUCGUUGCUCACUCCGCCUCCACCUCUCUCAAAGACUUCCUGGUGGUUCCCUCCCCAGUGCUCAUUAAGCUUUACAAGUAUCAUAGCCAGCACAGCACAGGUACAGGAGAAAUCCGAAUUAACGUGACGAACGAAUAUUCUCAGUCCACGCUCAACGUCUUGUCCAGCAGGAAAGACCAGCCGUCCAUGUACGAACAGCUGCGGGACAUUUCUAUUGACAACAUCUGCAGAUGUCUGAAAGCUGGCCUGACGAUGGACAAUGUGAUUGUGGAAGCUUUUCUAGCAAGUUUAUCUAACCGACUCUACAUCUCACAGGAGAAUGACAAAGAGGCUCAUCUCAUUCCAGACCACACCAUCCGAGCACUGGGCCACAUCGCAGUGGCCCUGAGGGACACUCCCAAAGUCAUGGAGCACAUCCUGCAGAUCUUACAGCAGAAGUUUUGUCAGCCUCCAUCGCAGCUGGAUGUUCUCAUCGUGGACCAGCUGGGGUGCAUGGUCAUCACAGGAAAUCAAUAUAUCUACCAGGAGGUUUGGAACUUGUUCCAGCAAAUCAGUGUGAAGGCCAGUUCAGUAGUCUACUCGGCGACCAAAGACUACAGAGACCAGGGCUACAGGCACUGCUCUCUGGCAGUCAUAAAUGCUUUGGCCAACAUUGCUGCCAACCUGCAGGGGGAGCAGCUGGUGGACGAACUCAUGGUCAACCUUUUGGAACUGUUUGUCCAGCUUGGAUUGGAGGGGAAGCGAGCCAGUGAACGGGCCUCAGACAAAGGCCCGGCUCUGAAAGCUUCAAGUAGUGCUGGAAAUCUGGGCGUCCUCAUUCCAGUGAUAGCUGUGUUGACUCGACGACUCCCGCCAAUCAAAGAAGCAAAGCCCCGCCUCCAGAAGCUUUUUAGGGACUUCUGGUUAUAUUCUGUAGUCAUGGGUUUUGCAGAGCCAGGAUCAGGUCUGUGGCCGGAGGAGUGGUAUGAAGGGGUGUGUGAAAUAGCCACCAAGUCUCCUCUUCUCACCUUCCCGAGUGGAGAGCCGCUGCGCUCUGAGCUGCAGUACAACUCGGCUCUGAAAAACGACACUGUCACGCCGGCGGAGUUGAGUGAGCUGCGGGCCACCAUCAGUAAUCUCCUCGACCCAACCCCAGAAGGAGCGGCCCUCAUUAACAAGCUUGAUUUUGCCAUUUCCACGUACCUGCUGUCCGUCUACAGAUUAGAGUACAUGAGGAUGCGGCGCUCAAACGAUCCGGACAGAUUCCAGGUGAUGUUUCGAUACUUUGAAGACAAAGCUAUCCAGAAAGACAAGUCAGGAAUGAUGCAGUGCAUCAUCUGUGUUGGCGACAAGGUGUUUGACGUCUUCCUCCAAAUGAUGGCUGAGAAGCCAAAAACCAAAGAGCACGAGGAAGAGCUGGAGCGGCAUGCUCAGUUCUUGUUGGUGAACUUCAACCACACCCACAAGAGGAUUCGCAGAGUGGCUGACAAAUAUCUGUCUGGACUGGCAGAAACUUUCCCACACCUGCUGUGGAGCGGCCGGGUACUGAAGACCAUGCUGGACAUCCUGCAGACGCUCUCCCUGUCGCUCAGUGCAGACAUCCACAAGGACCAACCCUACUAUGACAUUCCAGACACUCCCUACAGGAUCACGGUUCCUGACACCUAUGAAGCCAGAGAGAGCAUUGUGAAAGAUUUUGCUGCCCGCUGUGGAGAGAUCCUGAAAGAAGCAAUGAAGUGGGCUCCUUCAGUCACCAAGUCUCACCUACAGGAGUACUUGAACAAGCAUCAGAACUGGGUCUCAGGACUGACCCAACACACCGGACUGGCCAUGGCCACCGAAAGCAUUCUGCACUUUGCUGGCUACAACCGACAGAGUACCACACUGGGCACCACACAGCUGACGGAGCGACCAGCAUGUGUGAAAAAGGAUUACUCCAACUUCAUGGCUUCACUCAACCUACGCAACCGUUAUACUGGAGAGGUGGCUGGUAUGAUCCAGUUCUCAGAGGCGACCCACAGCCGGUCAGACCUCAAUAGACUGAUGAUCCUCCAGAUGACCAGUGCGCUGGAUAAGAAAGACCCCGAUGCUUUCACCCAGUCCAUGUUCAAGAUGGCCGCACUGCUCAUCACUACCAAAAAUUGUGACCCUCAGCUGCUCCAUCAUCUGUGUCGCUCCCCCCUCAAGAUGUUCACGGAGCACGGGAUGGAAACUGCUAUUGCUUGCUGGGAGUGGCUGCUUGCAGCACACAAUGGCGUGGAAGUACCAUUCAUGCGUGAGAUGGCUGGAGCCUGGCAGAUGACCGUGGAGCAGAAGAUGGGCUUGUUUUCUGAAGCCAAGGUAGAAACAGGCCCCCUAGCUGUUUCGGAAGAGAGUCAGCCAGCGCCAUGUGCUCCAGAUGUCGUGCCUCACUUCCUGUGGAUUGAGUUUUUGGUCCAAAGAUUUGAAAUAGCCAAAUACAGCAGCGCCGACCAGGUGGAGAUUUUCACCACCAUCCUGCAGAGAUCUUUGUCUCUCGAUGUGGGCGGAGCCAAAAACAACAUCAACACUCAUGUGGCCGCCAUCGGCCCACGAUUCAGACUCUUGACUCUGGGGCUGACUCUGCUGCACGCUGAUGUGGUGACCAACGCCACGAUCAGAAACGUGCUUCGAGAGAAGAUCUACUCCACGGCCUUUGACUACUUCAGUGUGAGUCCCAGGUUUCCCACUCAGACUGACAAGAAGCUGCGAGAGGACAUCAGCAUCGUGAUCAAGUUCUACGCCAGCCUGCAGUCUGACAAGAAGUAUCUGACUGCCAACCAACUGGUUCCACCUGAUCCUCAGGACAUGUCUGUCAACAGCCUGUCAGUCGUGGCGGUGAACGACAGUCGCAGCAGUCUGGAUGCAGCUGUGGGUCAGAGGCAGCAGGUCGCACAGGGGUGGAUCAACACAUACCACCUGUCCUCUGGGAUGUCCACAAUAUCUAAAAAAUCAGGACUCUCCAAAAAGAGCAACCGUGGCUCUCAGCUGCACAAGUACUAUAUGAAGCGCCGCACCCUUCUGCUGGCUCUGCUGGCCAGCGAGAUCGAGCGGCUGACAACGUGGUACAACCCCUUAUCAACGCAGGAGCUGGCUAUCGCCACUGAGCAGUCUGUGGAGACCAGCAUCGCCAACUGGAGGUCCAAGUACAUCAGCCUGAAUGAGAAGCAGUGGAAGGACACUGUCAACCUGGCAUGGAGCAUUGCACCCUACCUCGCACUGCAGCUCCCAGCCCGAUUCAAGAACACAGAGGCGAUUGUAUCAGAGGUCACAAGACUUGUCAGGCUGGACCCGGCUGCCGUGUGUGACGUUCCUGAAGCAGUCAAGUUUCUAGUGACGUGGCACACAAUAGAUGCCGACUCUCCAGAGUUGAGUCACAUCCUCUCCUGGGCUCCUGCAGAUCCCCCGACCGGACUCUCCUACUUUUCCUCCAUGUACCCCCCACACCCACUCACCGCGCAGUAUGGCGUCAAAGUGCUCCGCUCCUUUCCUCCCGACGCCAUUUUGUUUUACAUUCCUCAAAUCGUCCAGGCUCUCCGAUACGACAAGAUGGGCUACGUGAGGGAGUACAUCCUGUGGGCCGCCCAGAAGUCGCAGCUGCUGGCCCACCAGUUCAUCUGGAACAUGAAGACCAACAUAUAUCUGGACGAGGAGGGGAGCCAGAAAGACCCUGAUAUCGGGGAGCUGCUGGAGCAGAUGGUGGAGGAGAUCACUGGAUCUCUGUCCGGACCGGCCAAGGACUUCUACCAGAGAGAGUUUGACUUUUUCAACAAGAUCACCAACGUCUCCGCCACCAUCAAACCAUUCCCCAAAGGCGAGGAGAGGAAGCGCGCCUGUCUGGAGUCCUUGUCUCAGAUCAAGGUGCAGCCGGGGUGUUAUCUUCCCAGCAACCCCGAGGCCAUCGUCCUGGACAUCGACUACAAGUCUGGAACUCCAAUGCAGAGUGCUGCUAAAGCUCCGUAUCUGGCCAAGUUCAAAGUGCGCAGGUGUGGAGUGAGUGAGCUGGAGAAAGAAGGUCUGCUCUGUCGCUCUGACUCACUGGAUGAAGCCAAGAGUGAAGAGGAGGCCAAGAAGAUCUGCUGGCAGGCAGCCAUCUUUAAAGUGGGCGACGACUGCAGACAGGACAUGCUGGCUCUUCAGAUCAUCAGCCUGUUCAAAAACAUCUUCCAGCUGGUGGGUCUGGACCUCUACGUGUUCCCCUACAGGGUGGUGGCCACAGCCCCUGGUUGCGGUGUCAUCGAGUGCAUCCCAGACUGCAAGUCUCGGGAUCAGCUGGGACGCCAGACUGACAUCGGCAUGUAUGAAUUUUUCAGGAACCAGUACGGGGAUGAGUCCACGCUGGACUUCCAGAAGGCUCGCUACAACUUCAUUCGCAGCAUGGCGGCUUACAGCCUGCUGCUGUUCCUGCUGCAGAUCAAAGACCGACACAACGGCAACAUCAUGCUGGACAGCCAGGGACACCUGAUCCACAUCGACUUUGGCUUCAUGUUUGAGAGUUCUCCUGGUGGGAACUUGGGCUGGGAGCCAGACAUCAAACUGACUGAUGAGAUGGUGAUGAUCAUGGGCGGGAAGAUGGAAGCCACACCCUUCAAGUGGUUCAUGGAGAUGUGUGUCCGCGGUUACCUGGCUGUGCGGCCCUACAUGGACGGCGUGGUUUCUCUGGUCAACCUGAUGCUGGACACUGGACUUCCCUGCUUCAGAGGACAAACUAUCAAACUCCUCAAGCAGCGCUUCAGCCCGGGAAUGAGCGAGAAGGAGGCGGCGGGCUACAUCAUCAAGGUCAUCCAGAACUGCUUCCUGAGCAACAGGAGUCGGACCUAUGACAUGAUCCAGUAUUACCAAAACCAGAUCCCCUACUGAUCGUCUGUGCCUGGCAUGUGUGUACCAGCAAACCAACAGCAUGUGUGUAUGUGUGAGUGUGUGUGCGCCUUAAUUUAAGAUUCUGAUUGUCAGCCAUCAUUGGAUGUGUCUUUAUUUAUUGGGAUGAGAUGUGUCUCAUCGUCACUGCACUGAUCCUCUGCACGUCCACGUUGUCUGUGCCAAAUUUGGACUCCUCAUCUGUGAAUGUGGAAUUUUCCAAGUCUUAACUCGAACUGCCAGGUUCUGGGACGUUCAACUGUGCUAUUUUUUUAACUGAUCUUUGCUGUGGACACGUUUUGUACUCUGGGAGGAAAGAGGGGGCGAAGUCAGCGCUCUGUUAUUUUUGGAUGGAGUCCCAAGUAGCUUUGUCUCGUGUGGGUUUUUGGUGUUCUUAAGUGCCGUGCCGCAUGAUCACACGUCCCAAUAUCGUGCUAAUGUCCCUCUCUUGCCUCAAACUGUAAAUUCAAAGCCACAAGUUCUGUGUUUUAAUGCCUCAGAAUGAAGUUGCACAUGAAGAUUGAAGUGAAAUAAAGAUUUAUUAAUUUACGAAA
This is a messenger RNA of Synchiropus splendidus (mandarinfish), 6963 nucleotides long. RefSeq names its product phosphatidylinositol 4-kinase, catalytic, alpha b (gene pi4kab). The record is from RefSeq and is a predicted model, not a curated record. Gene Ontology annotation, biological process: phosphatidylinositol phosphate biosynthetic process; phosphatidylinositol-mediated signaling. NCBI's taxonomy places the organism in Eukaryota, Metazoa, Chordata, Actinopteri, Syngnathiformes, Callionymidae. Gene Ontology annotation, cellular component: cytoplasm; plasma membrane. Gene Ontology annotation, molecular function: 1-phosphatidylinositol 4-kinase activity. Bases 68 to 6412 code for a protein of 2114 amino acids. The transcript is spliced from 52 exons.